Molecule: messenger RNA, 2399 nt
Organism: Sinocyclocheilus anshuiensis
Lineage: Eukaryota; Metazoa; Chordata; Actinopteri; Cypriniformes; Cyprinidae
Product: leucine-rich repeat and calponin homology domain-containing protein 1-like
Exons: 20
Coding region: 157-2268 (703 amino acids)
Cellular component (GO): cytoplasm
Molecular function (GO): protein binding
Source: RefSeq, a predicted model, not a curated record
AUAAACAAUAUGCGCAGACGCAGACGCGUUAUGGACAGUCAGAUAGCGCACUAGGAGGAAAUUCACCCACUGCUGUUGAGACCAGCAUAUUUUCUUUGGGAUAUACCGAUCGCAGAGCCUUUCGACGAGCUUUUUUUUUUUUCCGACGGGGCGAACAUGGCGACGCUGGGACCGGAGCCCCGUCCUCAUUCCCAGCUGACUUCUGCCGCAUUACAGACGAACCUGAGCGGACUGGGCUCCAGCACGAGUCUGCCUCUAAACCGGGGCUUGGAGAGAGCUCUGGAGGAUGCGGCGAACUCCGGAUUUCUGAACCUCAGCACAAGAAAACUGAAAGAAUUCCCUCGGACAGCAUCUAAUUACGACCUAACGGAUACUGUUGAAGCAGAUCUGUCGAAGAAUCGCUUGAUUGACAUCCCGUCAGAGAUGUGUCAUCUGGUCUCCCUGGAAACGCUGAACCUUUAUCACAACUGCAUCAAAAGCAUUCCUGAUACCAUCAUCAGCCUUCAAUCCCUGACCUGCUUAAACAUCAGCCGGAACCAGCUGUCAGUGCUGCCAGCGUGUGUGUGUGGUCUUCCUCUGCGAGUGCUCAACGCCAGCAAUAACAAACUCAACGCACUUCCAGAAAGCAUUGGCCAGCUCACCAAUCUCAUGGAGCUGGAUGUAAGCUGUAAUGAAAUCACAGCUCUCCCACACCACAUUGGCCAACUCAAAGCUCUGAGGGAGCUCAAUGUGCACCGAAACCUUCUCUGUGUCCUGCCAGAGGUCAGGCCACUACAUCCUUCCUUCAUCCGUGUCAUUCACACUGAGGACAUCGAUCAGCACAAGAAACUUGACAGUGACUCUGGGGUGGGCAGUGACAACGGAGACAAACGCCUUUCUGCUACAGAGCCAUCAGAUGAAGACAGUCUCAGCUUGAAUGUGCCCAUGACCAACAUCACAGAGGAGGAGGGCUUGAGCAAAGACGACUCCAGUGAACACAUCAGCGCUCUGACAGCAGACAGAAGUUCAUCGGAAUCUCUCAAGGAGUAUCUGAGCUAUCGAGACUCUAUCCUCAGCUCACCGUUCAUCAGCUAUAUCAAAGGUCGAGGUGCUGACUUCGAUGAGCCCCUCAGGAUAGAGGAAGACACCAACUGGGCUUCAGAACAAAUAUCAAAGGUCAAUAUGAUUAAUCAGCUAAAGGAAGCUGUGGAGAUGCUACAGGAUCCUAACAGGGUUAACAUGAACUCAGCUGAUCUCUCUAGUAUUAAGCUCUACCCUGUGGAAAUGGUUACAUUAGAUGAGUCGCUCAAUGGCCAAGAGAGUGACGAGUGUCAGGCAACACCUAAGGCGGCUCCUGGAGAAUGCUGGGAGUUCCAGAGGAAGCGACAGUACAUUCUAGAACGGGCCCGGCUCGAGGCCCAGCUCGCAUGUCAACAGUAUGCCCUGCACAUGGCACAACAGGGUGACGUGAUUGGCCAGGAAGGAUCAGGUGAUAGUUGUGAGAACCAAGUUACCAAGAGUGAAGACAAAACCCCAGUUUCCAGCCCCACAUUGAGCUCACCUCCCUUUGGUCUGAAGCCCAGAUCAGCUUCACCCUCUUUGCUGUGCUCGACUCCGCCCUGUCCCCACCCCCUUACACAGGCCCCGCCCACAGAUAGAGACACGCCCCCUAGCCCAGCUGAAGGAGACAUGCCAAGCAGUGUGUAUUUCAGGACGCACAAGACUCUGGAAUCAGUAGAUCCUCAGUUCACCAUGAGGAGAAAGAUGGAGCAGCACAGAGAGGAGCUGGAGCUCAUAGAGCAACUGCGAGAGAGUAUAGAGAGCAGACUGAAAGUAGUUCUUCCUGAAGAUCUGGGCUCUUCUCUCAUGGAUGGGGUCGUGCUUUGUCACCUAGUCAAUCACAUUCGGCCGCGUUCAGUGGCCAGUAUCCAUGUACCAUCCCCUGCAGUGCCCAAACUUAGCAUGGCUAAAUGUCGCAGAAAUGUUGAAAACUUUUUGGACGCCUGCAGGAAAAUGGGAGUCCCUGAGUCCUCUCUCUGUUCGGCUUAUGACGUUCUGCAGUUUAACCUGCGUCCGCUCUGGGCCGUGGUCGCGGCCUUGCUCAUGGUGGAGAGCACAGGAACAAGGCAGAAGGAAGGAAAGGUGGAGAGUGUCAAGAAGCUUAUCCCCGAGUCCACUCAGACUCCACCCCCUUCCUGGCAAAUAUGGGAUCUGAUUGGCUCAAGUCUACUGCACGUGUUCUGUCUGGUGAUGCUGUUUGUGGCCUACAGCUGGAGCGAAUUUAAAUAACGCAUAUGAACUAAAAACACUCAAAUAACACAUUAUAUUAUUUACUGGUCCUUGAAAGCACAUUGAACAGUUUGUGAUGGCCUCACUUAAAGGGAAAGUCCACCCAAAAAAUUAAAAUUCUGUCAUCAUUU